Molecule: messenger RNA, 810 nt
Organism: Trichoplax adhaerens
Lineage: Eukaryota; Metazoa; Placozoa; Uniplacotomia; Trichoplacea; Trichoplacidae
Exons: 7
Coding region: 1-810 (269 amino acids)
Molecular function (GO): GTPase activity; GTP binding
Source: RefSeq, a predicted model, not a curated record
AUGCCGGAAAACUCAGAUAACCAGAGGAAAAAGUGGUUACGAAUUAAGAUAAUAAGUAUGGGCGAUCCUCAAGUCGGUAAAAGCUGUAUCAUUAAACGAUAUUGUGAGAAACGUUUUGUAUCGAAAUACAUGGCUACUAUUGGUAUUGACUAUGGUGUAACGAAGAUGAACAUUAAAGAUAAAAGAGUUAAAGUCAAUAUCUUUGAUAUGUCCGGUGAUCCGAUUUAUUAUGAGAUUCGUAAUGAAUUUUAUAAAGAUUCUCAAGGUGCUUUACUAGUUUAUGACGUUUGUAAACAAUCAAGUUUUGAAUCAUUAAAAAAGUGGAUUGAAGAAAUGAAAAAAGAGAUUGAUAACCCUGAUAGCGUCAACAAGAUGGUCAUCGUUGUUUGCGGCAAUAAGACUGAUCUAGGUGGUAGACGUGUUAUUAGUGAAUCGGACGGUCGCCUUUGGGCAGAUAGUUAUGGCUAUUAUUAUUUUGAAACUUCUGCCAAUAAUGACACCGGCAUUCAUGAAGCUUUUGAGACGUUAGUUCAAUCUGUUGUCACUACAGUGACGACCGGUAGUAGACCUACAUCUGGAAGCUCAUUAAAUUAUUCUCGAGAACAAGCUGAGUUAGUUACAAAGAUUAAAGCAUCUCGAGAUAAUUAUGAAAGACUAGGUGUCCAACCAGGGGCAAACAAGGACGAAAUUAAUAAAGCAUAUCGAAAGCUAGCCGUUCAGUUACAUCCAGACAAGAAUACAGCGCCUGGAAGCGAUGAAGCAUUCAAAGCGGUUGUCGGAGCAAGAGCUGCUCUUCUAGGCACACGAUAA